Messenger RNA from Gopherus evgoodei (Goodes thornscrub tortoise), 3071 nucleotides. RefSeq names its product DIMT1 rRNA methyltransferase and ribosome maturation factor (gene DIMT1). The transcript has 12 exons. The record is from RefSeq and is a predicted model, not a curated record. Lineage: Eukaryota; Metazoa; Chordata; Testudines; Testudinidae. Gene Ontology annotation, biological process: rRNA methylation. Gene Ontology annotation, molecular function: rRNA (adenine-N6,N6-)-dimethyltransferase activity. Bases 411 to 1268 code for a protein of 285 amino acids. Gene Ontology annotation, cellular component: mitochondrial matrix.
AAAGGGGAGCCCCGACGGGUGGGCGCAAAGGAGCCGCUGUGGGGCCGUCACUCGCUCCCUGUGACGCUCUCAGCAGGCGCGCCGCCAUCGGAGUCGCCGGUAGGGAGGGUCCCGGCGGCCCUCAGGAGCUCUGGUCUCUUGGAGGCGCUGCCGUAUCCUUCCCGUCUCGGCUGCGGCCUGCGGGAUGGAGCUGUGCGCCGGGAGGCAAAGCCCAGCAGGAGCCUCGAGCAGACUGCUGCAGUCGUCCCUCUUCUGUGUCCCUAGUGAAAGCUGAUGAAGCCGCGGGCUCUGCUACGGGGCCCUGGCCGGGCUAGUGCAGGCUCUGCUUGUUUUAAGAAUGCCUUAGAACAUGCUUCUUUUGCAAGCCCGUUGGAUGAUGGCCUUCACUCCAAGCACUGAGCUUCGGUAUCAUGUUUAAUACUGGAAUUGGCCAGCACAUCCUGAAAAAUCCUCUCAUUGUUAACAACAUUAUAGAGAAGGCUGCCUUACGGCCCACGGAUGUUGUUCUUGAAGUAGGACCUGGAACUGGUAACCUGACAGUAAAAAUGCUAGAGAAAGUAAAAAAGGUAAUUGCCUGUGAACUUGACCCACGACUUGUGGGUGAACUUCAGAAGAGAGUCCAGGGCACAUGCAUAGCAAACAAACUAGAAAUAAAGGUUGGAGAUGUGUUGAAAACUGACUUACCGUUCUUUGAUACAUGUGUAGCUAACUUGCCUUAUCAGAUUUCUUCACCUUUUGUUUUCAAGCUGUUGCUGCAUAGACCCUUUUUCAGGUGUGCAAUACUUAUGUUUCAGAGAGAAUUUGCUCUUCGUUUGGUUGCUAAACCAGGGAAUAAACUAUACUGCAGACUCUCAAUUAACACUCAGUUAUUAGCCCGUGUGGAUCAUCUAAUGAAAGUUGGAAGGAAUAAUUUCAGGCCUCCACCCAAAGUUGAAUCCAGUGUUGUCAGAAUAGAGCCAAAGAACCCUCCACCACCUAUUAAUUUUCAGGAAUGGGAUGGUCUAGUAAGGAUAGCCUUUGUCAGGAAAAACAAGACACUCUCUGCAGCAUUUAAAUCAAGUGCAGUACAGCAGCUGCUGGAUCAGAAUUAUCGAAUUCACUGUUCUAUACAUAAUAUUGAAAUACCAGAAAACUUCAGAAUUGCAGAGAAAAUACAGAUGGUUCUAAAAAAUACAGGUUUCUCAGAAAAACGGGCUCGCUCAAUGGAUAUAGAUGACUUCAUUAGAGUGCUGCAUGGCUUCAAUUCAGAAGGCAUCCACUUUUCAUAAAUGGCUGAACAGGGAACACUUUACAUUCUCUGAGGAGAACUGAAAUGUGACAUCAACAAAGGUCAUAGGAGGAAGAACUCUCAUUGAGAGCAGUCACCAGCAGAUAAAGUAUAUAUAUGACUAUUUUGCAAUACCUGCUCAGAAGUACUUAUUUAAGGACAAUAGCUGUAAAAGUACUGUGUAGCAUUUUAAAAUUGUAACUGUCCAGACUAAAGCUAUGUACCUUUUUUCCCCAUUAGAGCACCUUUUAAGUGUACCCCAUGAUAUGAAAUGGCUCCAAAAGCCCCAAAUUAAACCCUUCCCUCCCUGCCUUUGCAUCUUCUCCUGCCAUUACAACAUUCCGAAUGGAACUCAAACCUCUAUUUGGCCACCCCAGAACUAUUUGUAGACUGGUGGCAUAAUGCCAAUUCAUGGGAGUUUAGAAUAAAUAAACUUUUUUAAAAAAAAGAUGAAGUGUGUAUCUCCAUCUUUCCUUUCUGGUAGCUACCACAGGCCCUGGACUAUGGGAGAAAUUGCAGCUAGAAUGAGCAGAUCACCACUGUAUACGUUCUAGAUCAGGGGUAGGCAACCUGCAGUAUGCAAGCUGAUUGUCAGUGGCACUUAAUUAAAGCUGCUUAAACAUUUUAAAAGCCAUAUUUACUUUAAUACAAUCACUCAGUUAUGCGUUAUAGACUUAUGGAAAGAGACCUUCUAAAAAUGUUAAUGUAUUAUGGGCACACAAACCUUAAAUUAGAGUAAAUAAACAAAGACUCAACACACCACUUCUGAAAGGUUACUGACCCCUGCUCUAGUUGUAGAGGCAGGGGCAGUUAACACUCUUAGGCAUGUUGUCUGUGAAACCUGAUAGCAAGAGAAUGGUAGGCUUCAAAAAAGACAGAACAGUUCUUUUUGCCUGGUACAGUCCUCUUAAAUAUCCAAACUUGUUUUCAGCUGCAGUUACAUCUGUUACUGCUAGACCCUGAAUUGCAUUCAGAGGCAGCUAAGAAUAUACUACCAUUUUCACAUAAAAAUCUUCAGUAACAAUGCAGUUUGACAUUAUACAGUGCCUUUAAACUUUCUUAAACUGCCUUAACCAUACUGUACACUUACUUCAGGUACACCAUCUCUUAUAGACCUCAAAGUGCUUUAUAGGGCUAGGUAAGCAGUAUUCUCAUUUCACAGAUUGUAACUGAGCACAGGUUAAAUGUCAGUGGCAGACCUGGAAACAGAUCACCACACUGUCCAUACCGCUUUCUUAUACAAAUAACCCUAGGAUGCGCAGUAACGGUACUGGCUUUUCACUAAAAACUGCAUACAUUAAAAACUAUAACCUGUCUAUAUCUAGUCUCAAUAGAGAUCCAUAUACUUAAAUAUUUCUCCAUUUUAGGCAGUUGUACAGUACUGAAGAGUGCUAUAUAUCAGAUAUUACCAGGUACUAUUCCAGGCAAGCAGGAGAGGCUGUUUCUUGUAUAAUUUUCCCCCUUGCAUCUCUCUUUAAAUUUUUAACAUUGAAUAUAGGCAGUAAACUUCUGUUAUAAUGCUAGCUGCAUUAUUUCAUUUUUGUUAAAUAUGAAAAUACCUUUUGUAAGUUUCAUUAACAUUUCCUAGUUCUAAAACUGAAUCUUUGCUUAUAGUUUGAAUUAUAGGUUAUAGGCUACAGGGUCACCCCAUUACAUAGCAGCUAAAGACAGAGUAAAUGCUCUUGUGCUAAUUGCCCAUGCUUAGAGGAGUGGUAGGCAAAGCUAGAUCAGCCUAGGAACACAGAUUCUAUAACACCCUUUUCCCCCUGCCAAUGAGUUGGUCAGGGCUGCCCAGAGGAUUCAG